CCUGCCCAGCCAUCAUCGCCCAUCUUAAUAUAACUACCAACGUGGUGGGCUAGAAGUGUUUCUUCUUUACUUAGUCUCGUAGGCAGUGUUGAAAUAUAUCAGUUUUGUGGGAAAAAAAAAAUUACCCUUAGAAUUGUACUCUUGGAUACACCAUUGUCUAGCUCGUAGGUAGAGGUGGUAACCUUGAAUGUUGGCGGUGUCCAUAUAAAUUAUCGUAGGUUUGUACUGAUCGAAAUCAUCUUUCAAUUAGCUAGGAAUCAGUGGUAGAAAUUUGGAGUGUUGUGAGCGGUAGAAAAACUCUUCGUACGUCGUUUACGUGUUCAAUCCAUACUCUAUAUUCGUAAAUCUUUCGAUCAAUUGUCGGACAUAAUGUCGAACGUGAUUAGAUCACCAGAGCACAGCAGCAGAGCUACCGGACUCACUUUCAUAGGUUUUUUACUCUUCGCUAGCAUCACAGUGGCACCUGCUCAAGUGCGAGCUUUGGAGUAUAGUGGACCUAAUGGACCACAAUCAUGGGGAGGUCUUUGUAACAUCGGCAGGAGCCAAACUCCGAUAGAUAUCGUAAGCUCUGAGGCAGUAGUCGACCGGAGCCUGUCUGUACUGAAGGUGGAUUACAGUUCUAGAACACGGGCAACAAUUACCAACUCUGCUGUAAACCUUGAACUGGAGGUGGACGGUGAGAUGCCUUUCGGAAAGCUGUAUCUUGAUGACACUUACAAUCUGAUCGGGUUUCACUUUCAUGCUCCAAGCGAGCAUGAAAUCAAUGGCCAGAGUUAUGACUUGGAAUUACAUCUUGUGCAUCAAAUCGACUCGUCUAAUUCUACUGACCUAGCUGUCAUCGGUCUCCUUUACAAUCAAGGCCAUGACGACUCAUCCACUGAUCUUUUUCUUCAACAGGUCUUUGAUGCACUGCCAAGUGUACUUGUCCCGAAUACUACCAGAUACAUGGACACAAAUUUGGACUUCUGUCCACUGUAUCCAAUGCUGGCUGGAUCAUAUGCUCGUUAUGCAGGAUCUUUGACGACGCCACCUUGUUCAGAGAAUGUUAUAUGGACAGUCAUGCUAAACGAGAAUCUGCGGGUGUCACCGAGGCAGUUCGAGGCAUACAAGAGUGUUUUUGAGGCACCAAACAGUAGGCCACUUCAAAAUUUAUCGGGAAGAACCGUGACAUUUUUCUAAAAGUCAAGGGCGCAGGACAAUAACUGACAUGAGGCGUUUCACUCGACUUCAACUUUCUCCCAAAAUCCUUCAAAAUCUACAUAAGAGUAAACUUUCAGUGGAGACAACUGGAAAUGAAGCAUUUUGCAUUAGGCUAUUUAUUUAUUGACUUACUUAUGUAAUAUAGAUAUUAGAUAGAAAGGUCGACAUCAACUGAAUCAAACUCAUCCAAGAAACAGACUUAGUUCGGCAGCAUUCAUCUGGUUGAAAUUUCAUUGAUUCUAGAGUUUCUUACUAGAGGAGAAAGCUCCAGUAUGACAUUGCAUCAUGAAAUAUGGCACUCUUUCAGUAGCAUACAAUUUAUAGGAAAGAAAACACUACAAAUGCAAAAGCCCUUUCAUAGAUUAAUUAAUCACAGUAUCAUGGUAGUGGGCAUUGUUCUGCCCACGUGGAUCAUUCUUUCCAUGAAUUUGCAGUGUGCUUGUCACAGGAGACCACUGCAUCUGUAUCGUAGAAGAAUCCGACGUCCAAAUCCUUUUGAAAUACAUACAGCAGAUACUGAAGAUUCUCCCUCAAAGUGUAUAUACUGCAUUGAGAUCCUGAUCACGAUCACUGCUCCCUCAGUGGCAUCGUAGGCAAACAAUCGGUCUGAAUGUCCAUCUUGAAGACUUCGUGCAAUUGCAAGUCGGUGCUCCUCAUUUGGUCAAAUCCAGUCGAAGCCUUUAACUCCAAGGCUGAAGGAUAAUUACGUUCAAUACUCUUGAUGAAUACCGAAACUUGUCUGUAUGUUACCUUCAGCGAUUUCAGUCCAGCUAUUGACGCCUGAUGGACUCAUAUUUUUC
Messenger RNA from Marchantia polymorpha subsp. ruderalis, 2000 nucleotides. Lineage: Eukaryota; Viridiplantae; Streptophyta; Marchantiopsida; Marchantiales; Marchantiaceae. The record is from the annotation of a GenBank genome assembly.